Abrus precatorius (Indian licorice) is the source of this 1166-nucleotide messenger RNA. RefSeq names its product erlin-2-B. Gene Ontology annotation, cellular component: endoplasmic reticulum membrane; endoplasmic reticulum. Gene Ontology annotation, biological process: SREBP signaling pathway. The record is from RefSeq and is a predicted model, not a curated record. The transcript has 9 exons. Gene Ontology annotation, molecular function: ubiquitin protein ligase binding; cholesterol binding. Lineage: Eukaryota; Viridiplantae; Streptophyta; Magnoliopsida; Fabales; Fabaceae. Bases 18 to 1097 code for a protein of 359 amino acids.
AGCACUUCUCCACCGCCAUGGACUCGCAACGACGAACAACCCCUUCUCCUCCGUCUCCGCAACUCCAUGAAUCAACCUCCAUCUUCUUGCCCUUCCUCGCAUUCUUCACCAUUGCCGCUCUGGUUGUGGUUCCUUCAGCAUCACCAUCUUUCAAAAAUACCUUAUCCAUUCUGCACCAAGUUCCUGAAGGCCAUGUAGGGGUAUAUUGGAGAGGGGGUGCCCUUCUGAAAACAAUUACAGAGCCAGGUUUUCAUCUAAAGAUGCCUUUCGUAACUGAGUAUGAACCCGUUCAAGUGACACUUCAGACAGAUCAGGUGACUGAUAUACCAUGUGGUACUAAAGGAGGUGUUAUGAUAAAUUUUGAAAAGAUUGAGGUUGUUAACCGACUUCACAAGGAAUAUGUCUUUGAGACACUUCUCAACUAUGGUGUGCAUUAUGACAAGACAUGGAUAUAUGACAAGAUUCAUCAUGAGAUCAAUCAGUUCUGCAGCUCCCAUUCUCUUCAACAAGUUUAUAUUGAUGUGUUUGAUCAGAUUGAUGAAAAGAUGAAAGAUGCUCUUCAAGUUGACUGCACCCGUUAUGCUCCAGGAAUUGAGAUCAUCAGUGUCCGUGUCACAAAGCCAACAAUUCCAGAAAGCAUAAGACGCAACUUUGAACAAAUGGAAGAGGAGCGUACUAAGGUCUUAAUUGCUAUUGAGAAACAGAAAGUAUCUGAGAAGGAGGCAGAGACUAUGAAGAAGAUGGCCAUUAGUGAGGCUGAAAAGAAUGCCAAUGUUAGCAAGAUCCUAAUGGAACAAAAAUUGUUGGAAAAGGAUAGUGCAAGAAGACAAGAAGAAAUUGAGAAUGAAAUGUACCUGGCACGUGAAAAGAGCCUGGCAGAUGCAGACUUCUACCGUGUUAUAAAGGAAGCUGAAGCAAACAGGUUGAAGCUUACUCCUGAAUUUCUCCAGCUUAAAUUUAUCGAGGCCAUCGCUAAUAAUACGAAGAUUUUCUUCGGGGACAAGGUUCCGAAUAUGAUUUUGGAUCAGAGGCUGCUUGGAAACUUCCUUCAUGAAGUUUCUAGAGGGACAGCUACAAAGGACAAAACAGAUAUCUGAAUUUGUAUCUGUCAGAGCUCAGAUGACCCAAAAGCAUUACCAACAUUUUGAAGAGUAGUUUUGUCUUCA